This is a messenger RNA of Nasonia vitripennis (jewel wasp), 1696 nucleotides long. RefSeq lists its product as uncharacterized. NCBI's taxonomy places the organism in Eukaryota, Metazoa, Arthropoda, Insecta, Hymenoptera, Pteromalidae. The record is from RefSeq and is a predicted model, not a curated record. Bases 202 to 1455 code for a protein of 417 amino acids. The transcript is spliced from 2 exons.
ACCUGAUGGAGCACGUGCUAAACUCUCACGCUCUCCGCGCGUCUAGCUAUGUACAACAUAGUGCGUGUCAGUGUGCUACACACAAUAAGAAACGCUGAGAGAGGCUACAGUAUCGCGGAGAGCAGCGUUUGCGCGCAGUUCGUCGAGUACUCUCGUAUUUCAAGCUUAUAGUUUCUAGUAAAUAAAAGUGCCAUUUAAACGAUGCCGGGAGGACCAGCGAAAAUCUACCAGAUCGAACUCCGCGAUCUGGAACCGCUGUUGCGCAAGAAGCUGGGCGAUGACCUCGAGCUUGUCGAUUACGCAGCCGAGUCCCUGCUGCCGUCGGGAGAAAAUUACGGCAGCACGAUGCUGAAGGUCCACGCCGUGAUCAAGAGAAGUAGAACCGCCGAUAAGGAAGAUCUGGAGCUGGUGGCGAAGAUGCUGCCGCCGACCGAUUUUCAGCGGGCGAUGUUUGACAGUUCGUACACCUUCAGGAAAGAGGCCUUUUUGUACGAGGAGAUGAUACCGUCUUAUCAGCGAUUGGAACGGGAGUUCGGGCUGAGAGACGAGGAAGUGUUUGACAUAGUUCCAGAAUUUUACGGGGCGAGGUAUUCCUUGACGGAGGACGAAGGAAGUUUUGACGACGACGCCGUGCUGCUCAUGCGGAACCUGAAGGUCCUGGGAUAUUACACGGGAGACAGACGAGAAGGUUUGGACCUCGAGCACGCCAAAAUAGCCACAGUUGCGCUAGCGCGCUUUCACGCACUAGGUAUGGCGAUGAAGCAGCACAAGCCCGAGUACUUUGAUGGUCUGAAGGCUCGUUCGAAAGCUCUGAAGUUUCCAGAUGAUAACGGCUUCGAGGAAUGCGUCAACAUGUUCAUACGCGUGAUGAAGCAGGAUCCUGAGAUAGCCGUGCACUCGGACUUCAUCGAGCACAUCAUGCCCAAGGCGUCUGAUCCGAGUCACUGGUUCACCGUACCUCCCGAGCCCUGGUCUACGAUAGUACACUCCGACUUCUGGGUUAACAACAUAAUGUUUCGCAAAAAUCCGAUAUCCAACGAGGUGGACGACGUGAAGUUCGUGGACUUUCAAAACUAUCUGCUGAUGAGUCCCCUGCGCGAGCUGACGUUCUUCCUUCUGGCCAGUAUGAACGCCGAUGUGAUGGAGAACGGAUUCGACCAACUCCUAAAUCUCUACUACGAAAAGUUUAUCGAGGUGCUGAAGAGGAUGAGGGUCGACACGGAGCCCUUUGCUAGAGACAAGUUCGACGCGAGACUGAAGAUCGACGCUUACGAGGAGCUUCUUCACUGCUCGUUUAUGCUGAAGAUUAUGACUUCGGAAGUCAAGGAGGACGAGCAGUUUGACAACCCUGACAAAUUCAUGCAGGAGGAUUCGAUCAGUGAGGGGUUCAGGAAGAGGAUACGCAUGUGCGUGAUGAAAUACGCGGAGAAGGGCUGGAUUGAGAAAGCGAAUUAAUUUCGAAUUGCUGUCUUUAUUGGGGGGAUCGAUUUGGGUUAUUGUUGUACAGUUUAAUGCAGUGUUACAUAAUCCACCCGAAUGUAUCGAAUAGCUUUUAUAUUUUUGUACAAAGUCAUGUAUUAUACUAGUACAAUUGAUUGCAGUAUUUUUAACUCGCAGGUCUGAACUUGUUACUUUUGCCUUUAAGGCUAAUAGUUUGUAACAAAAACAAAAUAUUCAUAUACAUUCAAUAUAAUUA